ACCCAUCCGCCAAGAUGGUGAAUUUUACAGUCGACCAGAUCCGAGCGAUCAUGGACAAGAAGUCCAACAUCAGAAACAUGUCGGUGAUUGCUCACGUCGAUCACGGCAAGUCGACGCUGACAGAUUCCUUAGUGUGUAAAGCGGGCAUCAUUGCUUCUGCCAGGGCGGGCGAAACGCGGUUUACCGACACGCGGAAAGAUGAACAGGAGAGGUGCAUCACAAUCAAAUCGACCCUGGACCUUACCGGUGUCGUCUUUCUCCCCCCCCCUCCCCCGACAGGGGUUUGCGUGCAGACGGAGACGGUGCUUCGCCAGGCGAUCGCCGAGCGUAUCAAGCCGGUUCUGAUGAUGAACAAGAUGGACCGGGCGCUGCUGGAGCUGCAGUUGGAGCCGGACGAGCUCUACCGGACCUUCCAGCGCAUCGUGGAGAACGUCAACGUGAUCAUUUCUACUUACGGAGAGGGUGAAACUGGACCCAUGGGUAAUAUUAUGAUUGAUCCGGUCAUCGGUACCGUUGGCUUUGGGUCGGGCUUACACGGGUGGGCCUUCACCUUGAAGCAGUUUGCCGAGAUGUACGUGGCCAAAUUCGCAGCCAGGGGAGAGAAGGCCCAGCUCUCUACGGCCGAGCGGGCCAAGAAAGUGGAGGACAUGAUGAAGAAGCUGUGGGGAGACAAGUAUUUUGACCCGGCGACAGGGAAAUUCAGCAAAUCCGCAGCCGGCCCCGAUGGGAAGAAGUUGCCACGGACUUUCUGCCAACUUAUCCUGGAUCCCAUUUUUAAGGUCUUCGAUGCCAUCAUGAACUUCAAGAAAGAAGAAACGUCCAAGUUGAUAGAAAAACUGGACAUCAAGCUGGACGCCGAAGAUCGAGAGAAAGAAGGAAAGCCGCUUCUCAAGGCUGUGAUGCGUCGCUGGUUACCUGCUGGAGAGGCCUUGCUUCAGAUGAUCACCAUCCAUCUGCCUUCCCCGGUCACUGCUCAGAAGUACCGCUGUGAGCUUCUGUACGAGGGUCCACCUGACGAUGAAGCGGCCAUGGGGGUUAAGAACUGUGACCCAAAGGCCCCUCUGAUGAUGUACAUCUCAAAAAUGGUGCCCACGUCGGACAAAGGCCGCUUCUACGCCUUCGGGAGGGUUUUCUCUGGCAUGGUGUGCACCGGCCAGAAGGUGCGGAUCAUGGGGCCCAACUACACCCCGGGAAAGAAGGAGGACCUCUACCUGAAGCCCAUUCAAAGAACCAUUUUAAUGAUGGGUCGUUACGUCGAGCCCAUUGAGGAUGUCCCUUGUGGCAACAUUGUUGGCCUGGUUGGUGUCGAUCAGUUUUUGGUGAAGACGGGCACCAUUACCACCUUCGAACACGCACACAACAUGAGAGUGAUGAAAUUUAGCGUCAGCCCGGUGGUGCGCGUUGCGGUGGAAGCCAAAAACCCCGCCGAUCUACCAAAGCUAGUGGAGGGUCUAAAGCGUCUUGCCAAGUCUGACCCCAUGGUCCAGUGCAUUAUUGAGGAAUCUGGGGAGCACAUUAUCGCUGGAGCUGGAGAGCUGCACCUGGAAAUCUGCCUGAAGGAUCUGGAGGAGGACCAUGCCUGCAUUCCAAUUAAGAAAUCCGACCCCGUAGUGUCCUAUCGGGAGACCGUCUGCGAAGAAUCCAACCAGCUCUGCUUAUCCAAAUCUCCUAACAAGCACAACCGCCUUUACAUGAAGGCCCGCCCUUUCCCUGAUGGAUUGGCGGAAGACAUAGACAAAGGAGACGUCAGUUCCCGCCAGGAGCUGAAGCAGCGAGCUCGCUAUCUGGCCGAGAAGUACGAGUGGGAUGUGUCGGAAGCACGGAAGAUCUGGUGCUUCGGACCAGACGGAAUGGGGCCCAAUAUUCUGGUCGAUAUCACUAAGGGCGUCCAAUAUCUCAACGAAAUCAAAGACAGCGUGGUGGCUGGGUUCCAGUGGGCCACGAAGGAGGGCGUUUUGUGUGAAGAGAACAUGAGAGGGGUUCGUUUUGACAUUCAAGACGUGACUCUCCAUGCCGACGCGAUCCAUCGCGGGGGAGGACAGAUCAUCCCGACGGCCAGGAGGGUCUUGUAUGCUUCCGCCUUGACUGCCCAGCCGCGUCUGAUGGAACCCAUCUACCUUGUGGAGAUUCAGUGCCCGGAACAAGUAGUUGGGGGCAUCUACGGUGUGCUGAACCGGAAACGGGGCCACGUUUUUGAGGAGUCUCAGGUAGCCGGGACUCCAAUGUUUGUGGUCAAAGCGUAUCUCCCGGUGAACGAAUCUUUUGGUUUCACGGCCGACCUGAGAUCCAACACGGGGGGCCAGGCUUUCCCGCAGUGCGUCUUUGAUCACUGGCAGAUCUUACCCGGAGAUCCCUACGACGGCAAUUCACGCCCUUUCCAAGUUGUGGCCGAAACACGUAAACGCAAAGGCUUGAAGGAAGGCAUCCCACCCCUAGACAACUUCCUGGACAAAUUGUAACUUGCUUCCUCCAGGUGGGCGAGGGGCGUGUACGACAAUUUGCCCAAUUCCCUGCCCCGGAAUCGGGAUUUGCUUCACACGAAGCAAGGAAGAAAUGGGGAAACCGGACACACCCAAAUGGAGAACACAAGCCAGCCAUCUUUAAGCAAUUAUGUCAUGUUCGCAUAAUGAGAAAUAAAAGUGUUGUUGUUGAAUAGAA
Messenger RNA from Protobothrops mucrosquamatus (brown spotted pit viper), 2658 nucleotides. RefSeq names its product elongation factor 2. Gene Ontology annotation, biological process: translational elongation. Gene Ontology annotation, cellular component: ribonucleoprotein complex; cytosol. The record is from RefSeq and is a predicted model, not a curated record. Gene Ontology annotation, molecular function: ribosome binding; GTPase activity; GTP binding. The transcript is spliced from 14 exons. The coding region runs from base 15 to 2459 and encodes 814 amino acids. Lineage: Eukaryota; Metazoa; Chordata; Lepidosauria; Squamata; Viperidae.